GAAACAAUUUUGUCAGUCCCCACCUCCUCCACCCCUCCAUUUCUUCUGCAUCUGUGAGGUUUCCCUAGGCAACAUCCUAGCUGUCCCACACUGAGGCGUGAUCUGCUCUGUGUGCCCUGAAUUAAAAAAAGGCAAAUGCCAAACUCCAGAACAAAGACUGGCUGCUGCGGCCCCCCAGUGAAUGUCCUCCUUGUGAAGCUGAGUGGAGGAGGAGGGAGAUGCAGAACUGAAGAGGGGCGUGGGGAAGGGGCAGUAUCCGUGCCAUAGGGUUCCAGCGUGGGGCUGGCAUUAGCCGUCCGGGAAGGAAAUGCCCCGAAGCAGUCAGCCUUGAAGCUCCGACCGCUCGGGGCUCCAAGUCUGAGUCUCGGGACGACCAGAGCGCCCCUUCCCUGACCUCUCAGGGUGGGAGGAGAAGUUGGGGCGGGGGCAAGGGGGUGGCAGGGAGGAAGCUUGAUGUGCAUCAGAGGAGAGCGGACGAUCUCCGCCUCUCUGGGCUCAGAAUCUCUGCAAGCAGAGAGCCUGGAGCUCCAACGCCCCUGGAACCACCAUGAACCAUUUCAACAAAGCUGAACAAGACGACUGGCUAACAGUCUAUCUGAAGUAUCUCCUCUUUGUGUUUAACUUCUUCUUCUGGGUGGGUGGAGCAGCUGUCCUGGCUGUGGGCACCUGGACCCUGGUGGAGAAAAGUGGCUACCUGAGCAUCCUGGCCUCCAGCACCUUUGUCACCUCUGCCUACAUCCUCAUCUUUGCAGGAGCUCUGGUGAUGAUGACUGGUUUCCUGGGAUUCUGUGCUGUCCUCAGGGAGCAAAAGAGCUGCCUCUCCACAUAUUUCUGCCUGUUGCUUGUCAUCUUCCUCAUUGAGCUGGUGGCUGGAGUUCUUGCCCAUCUUUACUACCAAAAGCUAAGUGAGGAAUUAAAACAGCAUCUGAACCAGACUCUGACAGAAAACUAUGGCCAGCCCAGAGCAAAGGAGAUCACAUACUCAGUGGACCAACUGCAGCAGGACUUCAAGUGCUGUGGCAGCAACAGCUCAGCAGACUGGGAAUAUAGCACCUACAUCCAGUCUCCAGAAGCUGAGGGUCGGAAGGUGCCUGACAGCUGUUGUAAGACAAUUGUGGUACUCUGUGGUCAGCGGGCCCACCCUUCCAACAUCUAUAAAGUAGAGGGUGGCUGUAUCACCAAGUUGGAACAGUUUCUGGCCAAUCACCUUCUACUCAUGGGAGCUGUUGGGAUCGGAGUUGCUUGCCUGCAGAUAUGUGGGAUGGUUCUCACCUGCUGCUUAUAUGGGCGGAUCCAGCUGCAGUCAUACUGAAGAUUGAAUACAUCAUCACCUUCCUUCUGGAUAGAGCGGCUCCCAAACCUCAGCCUACCAAGCUUCCAAUAUCGCUUAUCAGCUUCGCUGCUGGAGUCAUAGAUUCUUCUUCUGCUUGGUGCCAGCAUGACAAAUGGCCCCGAUCCCUUUGAAGUGCCUGAAACUAUGUUGUCAUGCAUCCUGCAUCCUCCCUUCUUCCUAUGGGACUCAGGCUUCCAAAAACCCUGGCAUAAGGGAGAACUUUUUUCACCCCCUGGAGAGGGAUUGAUCUUCGAUCUUUGCCUUUGGUAAUAAAUAAACUCCUGGUAGAGCCAGGAUGAGGGGUUGAUCUCUGAACUUUCCCAACUUUGGAAUAUGGGGCUUUGUAAGAAGUUUCCUUUGCUUUUUUGCCAUAUGAAUGAUAUUUGCAAUAUGGAAUUCCCUAGGGUUCUUUUAUUUUUUAUUUUAUCUUUUUUUUUUUAAGUGAGGCAAGUGGGGUUAAGUGACUUGCCCAGGGUCA
Messenger RNA from Dromiciops gliroides (monito del monte), 1811 nucleotides. It is a transcript of the gene TSPAN11, whose product is annotated as tetraspanin 11. The record is from RefSeq and is a predicted model, not a curated record. The transcript has 8 exons. Gene Ontology annotation, cellular component: membrane. NCBI's taxonomy places the organism in Eukaryota, Metazoa, Chordata, Mammalia, Microbiotheria, Microbiotheriidae. The coding region runs from base 548 to 1312 and encodes 254 amino acids.